CUUAUAGAAAAAUGGGUUUGCUCGAAAGCAAUCUCGCUCGAAAAUGGGAACUGAUUUCUGAAAGAACUUCGUUUUCCCAAGGGAUUCAGGCUCUAGCCGAUUGAGCCAUGGCUUCCACACUAUCAACUGUAGAAUCGAUUGAUUUGGACGUUUCUCAGUUCUGCCAUACGCCUUUUUACUGUGAGGAGAAUGUAUAUUUUCUAUGCAAGAAAUUAUGUACAAACAGAAUGGAUGAUGCAACGGGAGCUGAUCUUUUUGUUGUUUUCAUUUCUAAUGAGAAGAAGCAGUAUUUGCUCUGGAACAAGAUUACUCUUAAGCCCGGUAUUGAUCAUUUUGUUCAGAUUCCCCUUUGGCAUCAAAAAGCCAGCAAAAGAGAAGAUGGUCUUGUUUUGUGGGAUUACCAUGUGAUUUGCGUUCAGAGAAAAACAGAAGGUGAAUUUCCUUUUAUAGUGUGGGAUUUAGACUCCACUCUUCCUUUACCUAUCCCUCUGGGCAGCUACGUGUCGCAAGCUAUCAGGCCAUCGUUUCAAAUCUCCCCCGAGUAUCAAAGGCUUUUCAGAAUCAUCCAUGCUCCAAUAUUUUUUCGUCACUUCGCAUCUGAUAGAAGGCACAUGAAAGAUUCCCAUGGAAAUUGGAUUGCUAAACCCCCUGACUAUGAAGCCAUUGUUGCUGAAGAUGGAACUAUUCACAACCUGUAUGAGUACAUGGAGAUCAAGGCGGCCGAUGUAUAUACGAACAACAUCGAUGUGAAAGAUGCAGUUUUUUCUCAAAAACUUGGAGCGGCCGCAAAUGAUCUGGAGGAGUUUUUCUCUCAAAUUCUUUAAACAAGAAUGAGAAAGAUCUGGGAAAAACGUUCUAGCCCGGAUUUUUAAGAUGAUCUUCUCUAGGAUGACUGAAAGAGUUGGAAGCUCUCUCAAUGGUUAAAGCUCAUGCCAGACAGUAACUUUUUUUCUAGGGAAAUUUGCACACGUAGUUCUGGCCAAGGUUAGUAGGGAUAGAAAUCGAAAAAGAAGAAAAACUUACAUGUUUAUAGAACUCACCAUUAAUUUUUACGAACCAACUUAUGAAUAUAAACAAAUUUAGGCUUUAUAAUUAAUUUAUUCACACAUAGAAAGUCGUACUCAUUCAAGUCUAAUAUUACGUAAUUUAUUUUAGACGCAUUCUAUUGAACAUGAUAUUCUAUGAUAUGCUUAUA
Molecule: messenger RNA, 1195 nt
Organism: Cucurbita moschata (crookneck pumpkin)
Lineage: Eukaryota; Viridiplantae; Streptophyta; Magnoliopsida; Cucurbitales; Cucurbitaceae
Product: protein N-terminal glutamine amidohydrolase
Exons: 8
Coding region: 108-824 (238 amino acids)
Cellular component (GO): nucleus; cytosol
Molecular function (GO): protein-N-terminal asparagine amidohydrolase activity; protein-N-terminal glutamine amidohydrolase activity
Source: RefSeq, a predicted model, not a curated record